AUGAAGCUCGUCUGGCUCAGCCUUGUCCUCUCAGCACUAGGCGAAGACAAGGUAAGCAGUCCCAAACCAAGUAAUUCAGAAACGUACGCACAAAGAGCGAUAUCAUCGUGGCAAGCAAAACGAGAACAGAAAAAGAGAGAAAAAGAAGCUGAACGUAUCUCACGUAGAGCAAAGCGUAAAAAUGAGCGCAGAAAUAAAAAACCAUCUGACUUUGUCACUUUCACUGAUGCGCCUUCCACGAGCCCUUUUCCGACUCCAAGCAGCGAAAGUUCGAAUGCGAAGUCGAAUCACUUGAACGAUCCGCGCCCGAUGGACUCUGAGUACAUCCCAAAUUACAUGUCUCAUGACGAGGAUGACAUCCUCUACACACCGAGUUACGCCAUGUUUAUGGCUCAGUCCGGAGCCGACAUUUCCGACAUUCCGAUCGAAGCUAACGAAAAAACUGCCAGAGUUGCCGGUAUUCCUGGAAUCAUAAACCUCUGGGACAAAUAUAUCAAUCAGAAGAAUGGAAAAAUGCAGGUCCCAUACGCUUUUGAGCCCAGAUUCGACGAUUGGGGCCGCAAAGUCGUGGAAGAUGCAUUCGCCCUUAUUGAAAGUGAGAUGCCUUGCAUUGAAUUCAUCCAAGCUAACCCGAGACUUCAUCGCGAUUAUUUGUACAUGAUGCAGUCUCGUGGAUGUCACAGCUAUGUGGGCCGCAUAACAGGAGCUCAGCCGCUAUACCUCGACAUUCCGUGCCAGCGCGUUGGAGUGGCUACUCACGAAAUUUUCCACGCUUUGGGUUUCCACCACGAGCAUCAGCGGCUCGAUCGCGACAAGUACAUUCGCAUUGAGUGGGACAACAUUAAGUCAACAGGAUGUGGUGCCAGUAGGAAUGUUGGUUGUGGCAUCUACUUCCAGAAACUCAAGUUCACCAAGUUAAGCCGAGAUGGAACCGUCUUCAGAGCGCAGCGAAUCAAAGCAUCUACUGAGGACAUUCGACAGCUCUGUGAACUUUAUGGUUGCGACAAAUGCGCACAAGUUGAAGGUUCCGAUGCUAGAGCCUGUGACACAGCGCCGUACUCAACAUUUGAGCGUCGUGUUUGCGAUGGAUUCCAAGAUUGCGUCGAUGGAGCUGACGAGCGAGACUGCAAAUCUUGCAACGGCGACAAAUCUUGGCAGUGCACAGAUCAGCCUCAGUGUAUCCGGACAGAACAGCGCUGUGAUGGAUGGGCCGACUGCAACGAUGGAUCUGAUGAGCGUGACUGCAUCGCUACCUGUUGUAAUAAACUCGAACUCAACGGCAUUGUCUUUUCUCGAAUGAAACACGAGUUGAAUGGUCGACCAGUUUACUACAGCACAUCUGAAGACAAAUAUGUUUCUUUCUCCUACGAAGACUCGACAUGGAAUCUCGGACCCCAGCCCGGUAACAACGUUGCGGAUGUUCUCGCCAUUUCCGGAAAAAUUUGUCCCGAGCAAGUUGAAGAACCAUGGUACAAAUGGAAUCAAUACGGAGGACUCAAACCUUGCUGCUAUCCAAAGUGCUUGGACAAUGUUGCGCCUCCUAGAGAAGGCAGGCCAUGUGAAGAAAAACCUUGCCAGAAUGGCGGCGAAUGUACGGACGACGGUUACGAGUUUACGUGUAGUUGCCCCUCAGGUUACUAUGGGACACGUUGUGAACACGAAUCGUCUAUUUGCCAGACAAAACCUUGCUUAAAUGGUGGAACAUGUAUUCCUAAGGAAGACUCUUACACUUGUGAAUGCCCACUUGUCUACUUUGGUCCAAAUUGCGAACAUGGCUGCGAGCAUCCAUCAGAAGCAUUUGACGCUUCGCCCUCUGUUAUCUACGAUUGCAAGGACCGAGUGUGUCGGUUCAAAUGUCCUUCUGGUGAGCUAGCAAGCGUGAGAAAUCCAGCUGUGUGUUUUUGCUCUUCUGGUCAUUGCAAGUGGUACCCGAGUUCCCUCAGUCAGCAGAUAACUUGCCCAGAUGAAGAACCUCCUACUACCACAACUACGACCACAACUACUACUACAACUACAACUACUACUACUACUACUACAACAACCACUACUACAACAACAACGACAACUACUACAACAACGACUACUACAACAACUACGACUACAACAACAACAACUACUACAAAACGUACAACUAAACGUACAACAACUACAAAGAAGACGACAACUACUAGAAGAACAACUACUAAAAGAACUACAACAAUGAAAUUCAUACCUAAGAAGCCCACAACAAUGCCCCCAAAGGCAUUUAUGGUAACCGAAUCUGAUGAUAGCACUGGCAAUCGUGUUGGCAAGUGCCCGCGUCCAACAAACAAGCUCGACUCAGAUGUGUUGCCGAGGAGUGACUGCUUGAACAGAGGAAAGUGGACGAAGAACUACUCUUGCAAGCUAGAAUGCAAGGACAAGCGAAAGCGCCCAGUUGUUAACGAAAUGAAAUGCCGAUGUCGGCCAGGCAAGCUGUGUUCGUGGUUAGCGAAGAACGUUAAAAGAAAAGUUACAUGUCACUAA
This is a messenger RNA of Oikopleura dioica, 2505 nucleotides long. NCBI's taxonomy places the organism in Eukaryota, Metazoa, Chordata, Appendicularia, Copelata, Oikopleuridae. The record is from the annotation of a GenBank genome assembly.